CAGAGGUCAGUCAGCGCGCCUCACAGUCACUUUUGAGAACAAGGAGCAGUUCCGUGACAAACAAGAAGUUACACACUGACCAGUGUCCAGGGUGUUUCUUCAAAACAGCACCUUAAAACCACAAAAGAACAGCAGCUAUUGCAAUUUCUCGUCGGGGAGCACGCUGAUUGUUGUUAGAGUAUCGGUUAGCCCGGCUAGCCUCGUUAACCACUUUAGCUGGCUGAGGAAGAAGUCCUUAGCUAAGUAGCUCAGCUUCAAGCUAGCUAACAGAAACGGACAUUUCUCUGAUCGCAGCUUGGCAAACUAACACAUGCAGACAUGCAGGAGAUACUGGCUAACGUGGACCACAUCAAGUUCGACCUGGAGAUCGCUGUGGAGCAGCAGUUGGGUGCUCAGCCUCUGCCUUUCCCCGGCAUGGACAAAUCGGGCUCUGCUGUGUGCGAGUUCUUCAUGAGAGCAGCUUGUCUGAAAGGUGGGAUGUGUCCGUUCCGCCACAUCAGUGGAGAGAAGACGGUGGUGUGUAAGCACUGGCUCCGAGGACUGUGCAAGAAGGGAGACCAGUGCGAGUUUCUCCAUGAAUACGACAUGACCAAAAUGCCUGAGUGCUACUUCUACUCCAAGUUUGGUGAGUGUAGCAACAAGGAAUGUCCAUUUCUGCACAUCGACCCAGAGUCCAAGAUCAAAGACUGUCCCUGGUACGACCGAGGCUUCUGCAAACAUGGUCCCGACUGCAGACACAGACACACAAGAAGGGUGAUCUGUGUGAAUUACCUGGUGGGCUUUUGUCCGGAGGGCAAAUCCUGUAAAUUUAUGCACCCUCGUUUUGAGUUGCCUAUGGGAGCUUCUGAACAGCCUCCUCUACCACAGCAAACCCAGAACCAGACAAAGCCUGUGCCCACCAUCGGACGCUCGUCGCUCUCUCUAAUCCAGCUGACCAACUCCAGUCCAGGCCAGCGACCGCAGAACAACACAGCAGGGGGUGCUAUUCAGCAAAAUAACCUGACGGCCAACAGAGGGCCUCGUCCACUGGACCAAGUCACCUGCUACAAGUGUGGCGAGAAGGGCCACUAUGCCAACAAAUGCACUAAAGGCCAUCUUGCCUUCCUGAGCGGACAGUAACCUUCAGCCUCGAGUUCCGAACACCACAGUGCUGCAGCUUGUUCACUUGAUGUAGUGGAGCGGAGAUGCGAGGAAGCCCCUUCUGCUCCACAGGUUGAAGUUGAACUGAAAGACUGUGUUUUUGCCUCUUACAAAUGGAGGCUAUGUGAAAAUGACAAGGAACAGAAAAGACACUGACCACACCACCAAUGGCUGUGGUUGGAUGACCUGACUCUGAAGAAGUAGGCAUUUAAAUAGAAAUCAAACCCGGGGUCCAGCAAGUAGUUGCUGAUAUUUCCUUGGGUCACGUGACUGCAUCUGUGAUAACAGACCAGUGCUUCGACUCUGCUACUUCAGCCUGACAAUGGUAAUUUACAAAAAAAAAAAAAAAGUUAUAAAUGGCAGCAAGAAUGUCAAUUAAUGCUUUUUCUACUCAAACUGUGAUUAAUCAGAGCCCAAAUCCAUCCUGCAUCAAUACCUGAAAUUGAUUUGCCUCACACAAUGUAUCACUAGUCAAAUUUUGCUUUGAUGGUCACUACAUUUUUGUUUUUGAAAACAUUUUAAAUCCUGGAAAUAGUUAAUGAGUCACCAUCAUAUGUUGAAGCCCUGUGUUAACAGUUAUGAACACACAGAUUAUCUCAUUUUAACUAAGAAAAUGUGUGCAGUAAAGAACUUUGGCUCUGAGGAUAAACUUCAUUAGUCAGUCAGUGGACACAGUCUGAACAUAUUCUUACAAUCUGUACUGUGUGUGCAAAUAAAUGGUCUUGUUACAGAUUUACCUGUUAUCUUUGCAUUAACGUUAUAGCUACUGUUUAUAAAGUGUUAUCACACAGUUGAGAAUCUUUAUAUU
Messenger RNA from Toxotes jaculatrix (banded archerfish), 1948 nucleotides. RefSeq names its product cleavage and polyadenylation specific factor 4 (gene cpsf4). The transcript is spliced from 8 exons. Gene Ontology annotation, molecular function: RNA binding; zinc ion binding. NCBI's taxonomy places the organism in Eukaryota, Metazoa, Chordata, Actinopteri, Toxotidae. The record is from RefSeq and is a predicted model, not a curated record. Bases 319 to 1119 code for a protein of 266 amino acids.